Messenger RNA from Fragaria vesca subsp. vesca, 825 nucleotides. RefSeq lists its product as uncharacterized. NCBI's taxonomy places the organism in Eukaryota, Viridiplantae, Streptophyta, Magnoliopsida, Rosales, Rosaceae. The transcript is spliced from 3 exons. The coding region runs from base 1 to 825 and encodes 274 amino acids. The record is from RefSeq and is a predicted model, not a curated record.
AUGAGUGUUCAUGAUGAUGUUAUUCCACUAGAAGUUAGUGGUGAUUCAGAGGAGCCCAAUCCUAAUGAAAUUGCAGAGGUUAUGAAUAUGGACAUUUUGGCAGAGGAGGAGGAGGAAAUUAACCGAAUUAUUUGUGUUUGUGCUUCUAUUAUUGAACUAUACUAUGAAAAAUAUAUUCAUAAAAUUCCAUGUAUGGAUUCUUCCUACACUGGCAACAUUUGGUUGAUGAAAUUGUUGGAAGGGAAUGAGAGUCGUUGUCAUAACAUGUUUCGCAUGAAUAAAGAUGUAUUUAUGAGAUUGUGUAAUGAUUUAGAGAAUAUUUAUAAGCUGAAGGGUUCUCGGAGAAUUUGUAUUGCCGAGAAGUUGGGAAUGUUUUUAUAUACUUUAGGAGAAGGUGCAGGAAAUAGGAAUGUACAAGAGCGGUUCCAACAUUCUGGCGAGACUGUUAGCAGAUAUUUUAGUGAAUUGCUGGAUGUGAUUUGUGUUAUGGCAACAGAACUCAUAAAACCUCUUGAUCCUGAGUUCAAGAAUACUCCAGCAGAAAUAUUGGGAGAUUCUAGAUACAUGCCUCAUUUCAAGGAUUGUAUUGGAGCUAUAGAUGACAUACAUGUUCAAGCCAAAAUAUCACCUUCUGAGCAAGUACCAUAUAUUGGUCGAAAAGGGAUACCUACUCAGAAUAUAAUGGCUGUAUGCAACUUUGACAUGCAAUUCACUUUUGCAUGUGCGGGAUGGGAAGGCACUGCUCACGAUGCAAGGGUAUUUCAAUCAGCAGUUCAAAAUCCAACCUCGAAUUUUCCUAAACCUCCAAAUGGUAAUUGUGUUUAA